Molecule: messenger RNA, 1184 nt
Organism: Eurytemora carolleeae
Lineage: Eukaryota; Metazoa; Arthropoda; Copepoda; Calanoida; Temoridae
Gene: Clic
Product: chloride intracellular channel exc-4
Exons: 9
Coding region: 91-810 (239 amino acids)
Biological process (GO): chloride transport
Cellular component (GO): cytoplasm; apical plasma membrane
Molecular function (GO): chloride channel activity
Source: RefSeq, a predicted model, not a curated record
GUUAUCUGAACCUAACACAUUACUCGGCCAUAAUUAUAAAACGGUUUUGAAAACUUGGUCGCUUCAUUUUCAGAUUUAUUUACUUAUAUAAUGGGUGACGAGGAGUCAAAUAUCCCUGAAAUUGAACUUAUAAUCAGAGCUUCAACCAUAGAUGGAAGAAGAAAGGGUGCUUGUCUCUUCUGUCAGGAAUACUUCAUGGAUCUGUAUUUGCUGGCAGAGCUGAAAACAAUUGCGCUGAAGAUAACAACUGUGGAUAUGCUGAAGCCGCCGGCAGAUUUUAGAAAAUUGUUUAAUACUCUGAUUGAUGCUGGUGUAGCAGUGCUAGAGAAUGAAAAGAUUGAACGCCAUAUUAUGAAAGCUGUCCCAGGGGGACAUAAUCUCUUCAUUCAAGAUAAGGAGGUGGCUGGACUAAUUGAGAAUGUGUACAGCAAGUUUAAGUUGAUGUUGAUUAAGAAGGAUGAGCAAACCAAGAAUUCUUUAAUCUCCCAGCUUACAAGGAUAUCUUCACAUCUUGAUGAUAAAGGUUCUAGGUUCUUGACAGGUGAUACAAUGUGCUGUUUCGACUGUGAACUGAUGCCAAAGCUUCAGCAUAUUCGAGUAGCUGGAGCACACUUUGCGGAGUUUCAUAUUCCAGCAUCACUCUCAGCUCUCUGGAGGUAUAUGGGAUGUAUGUACAACCUAGAUGCAUUUACCACUUCCUGUCCAGCAGACCAGGAUAUAAUAUCUCAUUAUAAAAUGCAGCAGGGAGGUAAGAUGACAAGAAGAGAGGAACUUGAAACUCCAACCUACACCAACACAGUGGAAAACUAGAAAUUCUUGAAGUUCUUAGAGUUCUUGGAAGGGAGUGGCUUGAGUUCUCAAAACCAGUUAAAACAAUCCUCAUGAACUACAUCAUGUAUUGUAUAUAUUUACUGUGUACCAACAUAUUUAACAACGAUCAUGAACAAAUGUACGGUGAAUGAUCGCUAAACCAAGUUGGGGUGGUUUGGGGGGGUCUUAUGAAAGGUUUAAUGUAAAUAAUAACCCAAUUGAGAAAAAUAGUGCACUGUUCAAUGCACACUCUUAAGGUCACUGAAUAUGUGGAUAGUGAACACAACAUUUCAUUGUACACAAUAACCUUCUACAAUCUCUUGAUAUAUUGUACAUUGAUCAGUGAGCUACUGACUCAGCAAAACUUAACAGUU